UUUUUUUUCUUUAGUUUUGUCAUACGAUGGCUAGUACUUCAGGUCAGUCCAUCAGACUACGUGUUAAUUUACCUGCCAAUGCUCCCAUUGUUUUCUCUUAUCCGGAUCUACUAAAACGUCAUGAAAAAGAAGUGAAGGAUUUCCCCUUGGCCCCUUUGAUCCAGGACGACAAUGACUUUUAUAAACUGUUAUUAGAACGUGCUGCGAAAUACGAUAUGAAACCUGAUGAAGAAGACGUGGAAUCUGGUGAAGAAGAUAAUACACCUAAUAAAGACAACAAAGGAGACGAAUAUGAUUAUGACGAUCCUUUCAUUGAUGAUAGUGAUAUGAUGUUGGAUGAACCUUAUGAAUACUCGCAACCUGAAUACGAUGGAUUCUUUGUUUAUCAUGGCUCCUUAGAUGGAUCUGAUAAUACAACGGGAUCAAAGAAGAAAACAAAUGUGAAAAAGGAUACUAAAUCAGUCGGUUCAGCAACCUGGAAUAGUAGUAAAGUUCGACCAUCGACUUCUUCUUCAACAAAGAAAUCAACCAACAAGAUAGAAACUAUAGAAAUCUCUGAUACUGAAGACGAUACGGAAAAACCUGCAAAGUCAACAACCUCAUUAACAUCAGAAACAGGCACAACAACAGCAAAAACAACAAACUCAUCCUCUGCAACUAAUUCCACAAAAACCAAAAAACCUUCUUCUUCUUCGUCUUCUUCCUUAAAGUCAGAUACUACCAACAAAGGAAGUCCUGUAAUGAAAAAGUCAACUUCAACUGAUAGUACUAGCAAAAAACCAUCCAACAAACCAAAAUCAUCAUUACCCAGUAAAGUAACAACAAAUGAUACUUCCUCUACAAACAAUAUAGUAUCAUCUACUGAUGUAAAGAAAUCAACUACAAAUACAUCAUCAUCAACAUCACAAUCUUCAAAAGCAAAAAGCACCAGCAAGAAAACGAAAUCAUCAUCAAGCGAUAAACUUCAACCAUUGGAUCCUAGUAUUGAAGUAUUAAUGGAUAAAUUACGACAAGAUAGAGCCAAAGAAACAUUUGAAGUCAAAUCCAAAUUCCCAACUUCUUUACGACCUACAGUACUUCAAGUCGGUGCUAAAAUGUUUCGCCUGUAUCAUAAAAUGGAUGAAAAUGUAGUCAAUCAUUUGAUGGACAUUCUUCCUUACAACCGUUUCACAUUAAAGAAAUUCUUGACCACCAAGGCAGGACCAGGCAUAGUCAAUGAAUUACAACAAGAAAUCGAGGACUUGAUCAAACAAUUGGCCGAAGCAGUGGAUAAACUCAUGCCAGAGCAGUUACAACAAUAUGAACAAAAAGUACUUGAACAGAAGAACCAACCAUCAGACGGGUUGGAAGUGGAACGAAAAUUUAGAUGCAAUGAAACGAUUCGCCGGACUUUAUAUGAAAUAUUGACAAAGGAUAUGUACUCGGUCAACUUAUCCAAUGAUAUUGCAGAAUUCACUGGACGACCAGAACAAGUAGUUACUGAAACCAAAGCUAGAAAGGCGAUGUAUACUAAAUUAUUACCGUGUUGGCCUCCACAAUGGAUGACAACUUACGAUAUCAGUCGACAAUAUAGUACGUAUAAAUCAAAGAUGAAGAAUGUAGACGAAACUUCUAUCAAAUCAGGUCAUACGUCAUCAUCACAUUCAUCAUCAUCAACCGCAACAACAACAGCAUCAACAUCAGCAGGUGCUUCAACAACAGCAGGAAUGAAACGACCAGCAACCACUCCAGUCAAACGAUCUGCACCAUCUACAACUACAGCAUCAACUGGUUCAAUACCAUCAUCUCCUAUUUCUGCACAUAAGUCAACAAAGCAAUCAUCAACUCAGUCCACAGGAGGAGGGGAAAAACGUAAAAAGCUAUCGAAUGAAGAAUCAAGCACAACAUCAGCGGAUAUGAUUAGUGCGAAUAAAACAAACAAAAAAGGUAAUCCUAGAAAAAGAAAUUACCACUUGUCCGAGAAAUGGGGAAAGAAAAGGUUUGCUUACACAUACUUUUUUUUUUCUUGAUCUAUCAAUAGUUACGCAAGAAACGAUAGUUACCAAUGGUAUAAAUACUCAAGAUCAUAGGGAUGAUACGAUUAUGAUGGAAUCUUCCAGUGAUACUUUACAUCCCACCCAAUCACCACCGCCGGCAACAACAACAACAACAUCAUCAUCAUCAUCAUCAUCUACAACCAGUACCAAUCAAAAACCUACUUCCAUGACUAUUGCCUCUUUGAUUAGUGGACCAUGACCUUGUUUUAGUUUAUUGUAGUGAAUCAAUUG
Halteromyces radiatus is the source of this 2267-nucleotide messenger RNA. RefSeq lists its product as uncharacterized. The transcript has 7 exons. The coding region runs from base 27 to 2009 and encodes 660 amino acids. The record is from RefSeq and is a predicted model, not a curated record. Lineage: Eukaryota; Fungi; Mucoromycota; Mucoromycetes; Mucorales; Cunninghamellaceae.